AUGCAUCAAUGGGUCGGCAACCUGCUCACAGGAGCAGCAGCAGCAAGAUGUUUUACGUACCUGGUGCUGUAUCUGGCGCCUCCCACGUCCACGUCGCCUUCUCGGAUCCCUUCGGAGUUUGUCACCUCGUUCUGUCUUAUGGCGGCAGGCAUCAUGUUGAUGGCCAGCAACCGAGACACAGUUGACGCUAUGGUCGAGUAUGAUGUUAACGCGAUGGUGGCUGCUACCGUGGCAAUGAGUAUGACGGCUGCAUCAAUGGCCUGGUCUAUGGCCUUGGUCGCCGUGAGACAGUGGGCUGAGAAGAAAGAAAUGCAGUACAAAGAAAGCGUCGUUCCGAUCCGUGUCAGGUGA
This is a messenger RNA of Exophiala aquamarina CBS 119918, 351 nucleotides long. RefSeq lists its product as uncharacterized. NCBI's taxonomy places the organism in Eukaryota, Fungi, Ascomycota, Eurotiomycetes, Chaetothyriales, Herpotrichiellaceae. The transcript has 3 exons. The record is from RefSeq and is a predicted model, not a curated record. Bases 1 to 351 code for a protein of 116 amino acids.